AAAAAAAUAUUGUGAAAUGUAUUCAGUAUCGGCUGAAAACUCUGUUAACACAGUGUAUAUUGGAAUUGAUGAACUUUGUUUUGAUAAAGAUGAAAUAGACAGCAAAGACACUUGUACUAAAUUACAAUUGAAAGACAACAUUACAGCUUAUAUUGAGAAGAGAGAAUUGGAUAGAAAUACUGAACCAUUGGAAUGUGAUAGUGCUUUAUUAGAAAAAGUUACAUCCAACUACAUUAUUGUGAAGACAAUAUUAAGUAAUCUACGUUGGCAAGAUAAGCUUGUAUGUAAACUUGUAUGUAGUACUUGGCGUUCAGCGGUGCAGGCACUGCAGAAAGAACAAUUGUGCCCAGAAGACUUUGUUGUUGACCUUUGCAGCCCAGCAAAGGGUGGUGGAGGUAAAGGAUGGUUCAAACAGUCGGGUACUUUCCGCUCAGAGCCCCUAGUUGUCUUUACAUUUGGGAAUACAGCUGGCAUGUUUUUCUGCUGCAAAUGCAGAGUAUUUUCCCCCAGGCUAUGUGAAGAACCUUGUCAGAUGGAGCAUUGCUUAAUAGAUUUGAUAAAUCGUCAUGUUAAUGCUCCAAAGAACUGCAUGGUGACAGCAACAGCUAACUAUUUGGUAUACAGGCCUCUACCAUUUACAAAUACUUAUGUACAUUCAAUAACUCAUUAUACAGACAGAUGGAAUAAUCCAUUCCUUGCCGGUAUAUAUGUACCCAAGAUACCUAAUGUUGGAUUAAAAGUAAUAAACAUCAAAUCGCAAGAUACCUUAAAGGCAGAUUUUUAUGAUGUUAUCAAUGAGUUAACACAAGAUAAUUUAAUCAAAGGUGUUGUAGUGUAUGUCACCGACAAGUAUCUACUAAAUUCAAUUGAUGAUAUAGUAUUUUUGCAUUAUCUUAAAGAUGUGCAACCAGAUAUACCAUAUGCUCUUGGAGGCUGUCUUGUUGAAGAUACAAUCACCAACGGCAAAGAUAUUGAUACUAUAAUUGACAAAUUAAAUGAAAAUGCCGAUUUUAUAAGUGAAAAUUUACUUUCUAUGUGCUUGUUCACUGUACCAAAGAAUAUCCCUGAUACUGAAUAUAACUUUGAAAUGUACAGUGUUGUUAUCAAUUCAUCGGAAUGGAAAAAACCAUUUAUACAACAAGCAAUUACAGAGUUUUCAAAUAAUGUACCCCGGUUUGAACACAGCAUCGCCUUAAAACUGUCAUGUGUGGGUCGCGAUCAGAAGCAUGUUAUUGAGCAGGAUUUCUUUCGUGACGCUUUCCCGGACACACCUAUAGUCGGUUGCUAUGGCAACGGUGAGCUAGGCAUCAACCACCCUGCCAGAGUUAAACCGGAGCCAUCCUCCCCUGCUGCCAAAAGAUACAAAGAUGCCUCGAAACCUCACCAUGGAGUCAUGUAUUCAUAUUCAACAGUUUUUGUUUACAUUGGUUGGGGUAAAAUGACGUCACCCAAAGGACCUCUACGUAGAUAAACAGGUUAACCACCAGUUUUUUUGAAUAAUUUUCAAAGCCUAUUAAACCAAAUAGUGUAUUCACCGGACUUCAUGUGGACACAACAUUAUUUAUAUUAAAUUGUAGUACAACUUCAUAAAAUAGUUCUCUGAAUGGUACAGAUGAGUCUGUGUGAAUGGAUCUUUAGAUUAAGUGCAUUUUAAAUGUUAACCAGGAUUAUAUAUGGUGAACUCUGAGACCUCUAUUUCUAGUUCUAAUUGUCUUUAGUAAAAAAAGUAAAUUGUAUCUAUUUGUUUUCAUAAAUAAUGCACAACCAUGAUGUAUUCGCGUUGUUUAUAAAGGAAAGGUAAUUUUUAAUUUGUUGUCUGUCCGCAAAUACUCAUUUAUGCCGGAUAAUCUCUGAAAUGGCCUGACCGAUUCUGACGGGACUUGGACUGGAAGAUAGCUGAGAAUAACGUAGGAUCAUUUUAAUUAAUUUUAGCCUGAUAAAGACGCGGGCGAUCUUUAGUUAUAUAAUUUAAUUUACGGUAUUGUUGUCUCUGUUUUUCCACAAAGAAUGUAAGGGAUAACAAUAUGUGUCAUACAAGUGUCACUGCAGUUCAAAACCGUGAUAAAAGUUUAUUAUUUUGUGUUUUGUUUGACAAUUGUAUCGACCUUGAAGACUAUUUAUUAUUAAAGCUUUAUAUGUGUUUACAAUUUUCAACUUCGACACUGUGCCGUUGAAUGAUAAGAAAGGACGCAUUACGGACGGAUAGCAUUACUGCCGCCCUGGGCGAGAUUUUUGGUGUAGAGGGAAAUCAUCCAAAGAUGGGGCGUCAUAUAAGGGCGACCUGGACGCCCAUUUACAUCCAGCCCGGCGCCCUGGGCGAUCGCCCUAC
Molecule: messenger RNA, 2329 nt
Organism: Papilio xuthus (Asian swallowtail)
Lineage: Eukaryota; Metazoa; Arthropoda; Insecta; Lepidoptera; Papilionidae
Exons: 4
Coding region: 17-1471 (484 amino acids)
Source: RefSeq, a predicted model, not a curated record